Hypoxylon trugodes is the source of this 4338-nucleotide messenger RNA. RefSeq names its product CAP-Gly domain-containing protein. The coding region runs from base 149 to 4156 and encodes 1335 amino acids. Gene Ontology annotation, biological process: nuclear migration involved in conjugation with cellular fusion; establishment of mitotic spindle orientation. Gene Ontology annotation, cellular component: spindle; spindle pole body; microtubule associated complex. The transcript has 2 exons. Lineage: Eukaryota; Fungi; Ascomycota; Sordariomycetes; Xylariales; Hypoxylaceae. The record is from RefSeq and is a predicted model, not a curated record.
GACGAACUUAGAAACGAACUUCGAAACAAAGAAGCUUCAUUUUUUAUUUCUUAGACGUCACCGACAAUCUCCAGUCAGGGCCAACACACCCCCCCCUGACCUUCUCUCUCUUACAUUAUGUACUAACUACCAGGGAAAACUGCCCAGUAUGUCGGAGAUAGCAGUAGGGCAGUCAAUUCGGCUUAGCGAUGGCCGUAAUGCAAUCGUUCGUUAUGUCGGCCAAACCCAUUUCGCCGUUGGUGAAUGGGUCGGUGUCGAGCUUGAGGAUGACCGUGGGAAAAACGAUGGAUCAGUCCAAGGCGAGCGAUAUUUCGAUUGCUCGCCUGGAAAGGGCAUGUUCGUUCGACCUACUACAGUGACCAUAUUGCAAGCUGCUCCGGCUCCGAAAGCGGCUGCUGCCCCUAUCCGUAGAGGGUCGCGAACUAGCACAGUCGCCGGACGAUCAAGCUCUGUGACGGACCCUACAAUGGGAAAGAGGAUGAGUCUAAAUGCUCCAAGUCCGAGUCCGGUACCUAGGACAUCUCGACCUUCUAGUAUAGCGAGGUCUCCUACGAAAUCCCCUACGAAACAGCUUGCGACCGCUGCGUCUAGUGUUGCGACUUCAAGAACCGGUACACCGUCGAAUGCCCGUGUCUCGUCAAUCGGAGCCAAACCACGCCCGUCAGUUGGAGCCGGCCGAACAUCUAUGGGACCACCAGCACUACCUUCCGCUGCGGGUAGAAGACAAACAUCAGUAUCAUCUACUACUGCUACAAGAACUGUAAGCGGAGCUACAAGGCCAAUUGGCGGGCGUGUUUCUACAGCGGCUGCUCGCCCUCGCCCUGCUUCUGGAAGAGUGCGAUCGGGGGAUUCCUUAUCUGGGAAUGAAGGCGGGAAUAGGUCGGAUCUAGGCUCUCCUCUUAAGAGUGAUGGAGAGCAAGCGAUUAGCCCCGUUCGCUCUAGAACUAGGGCUCUAGAGAAACUUACUGCCGGGCCAUCGGCGGCAACUUCAAAAGCAACCCCUUCAAGGGCACCUGGAAGCGCGGGUCCUAGUACUCGCCCAACUGCUGCUAAUGCCAAUGCAGUAAGUAGAGAAAAUGAGGAUCUAAAAGCAAAACUUAAAGUACUUGAACGAAAGCGAUUGGAAGACCGAGAAAAGAUAAAAGAAGUGGAAAGGCUUCAGGAGCAACGGGAUAAGUUUGAGAAUAUUAAUAAGAAAAUCGAGAGCAAGUUUCAAAUUACGGCUCAGGAAAAUGUCAGUCUACGGAAGCAAUUGAAGGAAGCGGAAGAACGCCUAGGUCAGAUCGAAAACCUCCAAGCAGAACAUGAGACUGUUAUGGAGCUCGCGACAUUGGAUCGAGAGAUGGCCGAAGAAACUGCCGAGGUUUACAAGGCUGAGCUCGAGGCCUUGAAACAGAAAGCAGAGGAACUUGAACUUGAGGUCGAGGUAUUACGCGAGGAGAAUGCUGAGUAUUCUCAGGGUAUGUCCCCAGAAGAGAGGGCAAGUGCAGGAUGGCUUCAGAUGGAGCGACACAAUGAACGACUACGUGAAGCACUCAUUAGAUUACGAGAUAUCACUCAGCAGCAAGAGGAGGAGUCGAAAGCACAAAUUAAAGCUUUGGAGAAGGACCUUGAGGAGUUUGAUGCCGUCAAGGAACAAUAUGAGAUUGCUAAGGAGAAACUGCUAGAGUCUGAAACUCGUGCAGAAGACCUCCGACAGCAACUUGAUGACAACUUGGGCGCGGAGGCAAUGAUUGAGCAGCUCAGCUAUGAGAAAUUGCAGCAAUCCGAACACAUUAACGAAUUGAAGGCUGUGAUAGAUGAUCUCGAGGCCCUCAAGGAAAUUAACGAUGAACUUGAAGUCAACCACGUCCAGAAUGAGAAGGAAAUGCAGGAAGAACUCGAUCUGAAGGACAGCGUCAUUGCGGAACAAGCAAGACGGGCUUCUGAGAAGGAUGACACUAUUGGAGACCUGGAAUAUACGCUGUCUCGAUUCCGUGAGCUUGUCACGAAUCUUCAAACUGAUCUCGAGGAUAUCCGCGCAUCUCAUGCCGUCAAUGAGGCUGAGUCUGAACAGCUUAACAGCAAGUCGAGAGCGAUGAUGGACCUCAACCAGAAACUCCAGAUCUCAGCUGCCAAGACACAAGUCAAGACCAUUGAUCUUGAAUUGCAGCGUAUGGACGCCCAAGAGGCUCAGCAACACCUCCAAAUCCUCAAAUUAUUCCUCCCCGAAAGCUACAAUGUCGACAAAGACUCCGUAUUGGCGUUGCUCCGCUUCAGUCGGUUGGCCUUCAAGGCGAACUUACUGCACGGAUUCGUCAAGGAGCGUGUCAACGGACAACCGCAUCCUGGCCACGAAGAUGAUAUGUUUGCUGGAUGCGAUGCACUGGACAAACUUACCUGGGUCUCUUCCAUGUGCGAUCGCUUCGUCAAUGCUAUUAGCCACUGCUCGCUAGAAGAGUUUGCCAAGUUUGAAGGAGCAUUAUACGAACUAGAGCCCGUCGAGAGAGCUCUCAAUGCCUGGAUUGAUGGCUUGCGACGUGACGAAUUGAAGGAGAAGCAAUGUGCUAGCGAGUUGCAACGCACCAUUGCUCUUAUGACUCACCUAGGUGAAGUCCACAUCUCGGAAGGAUUGGAAAGUUUUGCGGAUGAAAUGCAAAUGAAGACUGUCUUAAUGCAGAGCCAUUUGGAAUCCGCCGCUACUGCAUUCAACAUCGUCAAGGAUUUGGUUCAAAGAGUCAUACCUCCUAAUGGUGAUGAAGAUGAGCUUGCUCAGCACUUCACUAGGAAGUCUGAUGCUGUAAUCAGCCAGACUCGCAGUGCCAAGGUGAUUAUGAGCAAAGCGGUACGAUCUCUAGAAGAUCUCCGAGCAAGAUCAUUGGCUCUUACCCCUGAUACAGCCGAGGCAUUUGAGCAAUGCGAAGCUGCUAGCUCGGAACUUGCGGAGAUGUCUCGAAAGAUUGGUGUGGAUCUUCACGCAUUGUUGAGCGAAGAAGGCCGUGCGGAACCGUUCACGUACACCGAAGUACAAAGCACAGUUCACCACACGGUGAUGACGGCUUUCUCAUCAGCCGAAUCGGACUUAUUCUCAACAUAUCUAUCCAAACUCCGCGUCCUUACGAGCCAGAUUACCGACCUCUCAGCAGUCUGUGCCGAUCUGUCGCAGACGCAAGAGUUCGAACGCAGCCCAGCACCAUGGAUCCUCCGAGCACAGGAACUGAAGGCUCUCAAGACAAUCCCAAUUGAUGCUGAGGAAGAGCUGCGACUACUCAAGGAGCAAUACAACGAGGCUCGUCGCACCAUCGCUCUACGUGAUGAGAACAUCAGCACGAAUAAUCUCCGUAUCGAGACGCUCGAGGCGCGCAUGCGUGAUGCGAAUGCCAAGGCAUCCCGUAUUGCAGAUCUCGAGCAGCAAAUUGUGGAUGCUCAAGAGCUCGUGGCUAGCCUCAAGAAAGACAUUGAGCAACAAGACCGUGAGGCCAAGACGCUCGAGGCCGAUCGCGAUAAGUGGAAGAAGAUCGCUGGCGACAGCAGGGCAUACGGCGACGAAGCGGGAUCCAAUUCUGCCGGAGCCAAGGCUGGCCAAGAGCGCGCCGUGGCUACUGCCCGCGAGAUGGAUGCCCUCAAGGCCGAAAUUGCCAGCUUACAAGCAGCUGUUAAAUACUUACGCGAAGACAACAGACGUGCGCGUGCUACUGAACAGGCUAGGCACGAUUGGCUCGCAGAGCCGCUACAGAAACCUAUUCCUGUGGCUGAGCAGCGAAGAGCGCUUGUUGCGGCCGAGAGCAGGGAUGCAUUGGGUGAACUCCUCAGGCUCGCCACAUCCGCUAAGAUAUUUGAUCUUGGCUCUUUGCCCAAAGACAAGAUGGGUUGGCGCCCUGCAAGUGCCACGCCGCAGUACCACGCCGCUAAGCAGGCUGAAGACUACGCUGCUUGGCGGAGUUGGCAAGACUCGGUGGUUCAGAAGGCAAGAGUAGUGCUCAGUACCGAGCAUGGUGGAAAGAAACAACAGGAACAGGACCGCGCAAAGUCUAUGCGCAAAGCUGCUGCAAAAUUGCAGAUCAGGCUUCCGGAUGCGGAUGGUAAAGUAAUACCUGGUACCAGUGCAAGGGAGGUGCAGAUCGUUGGAUCUAGAGAGUGGGAAGGUUUACAGGGGAGGUUAGGAGCUGCUUCGUAAUAGUGUACUGUAUAUCUAUGAUGCAAGGGUUAUGGGGAUGAGAGCUUGGAGAAAACGAGUGAGUGAGCAGGUGCGAGAGAUACCCUUUUGUUAGAACUUGUACCAUCACAUCUAUCAUUGCGGCGUAGCAUAUGGCGUGUGGUAAAAUUUCAGGUUAUAUCAAUAAUCAUCUACUUUUCAUU